AUGGGGAGCCAUAAGAAAACUAGUUUCACGUUUGAGAUAAAUAACUUCUGGAAGAAGGAAUCUGUGGUAACAUCUCGUAUAUUCGUUAGCGGCGGAUGCAAAUGGUAUGCUGACGUUCGUCGCAAGGAAUGCGGAAUAGAUCACUUGUCUGUGUACCUGAACGUUCCGGAUACUAAAUCACUGAGACCUGGAUGGAAAAGGAGGGCUACUUAUUGUUUCAUUGUGCUGAAUCAAUCAGGCAAAGAGUUCAAAAGAAAAUCUGACUGCAAAGUGUUCUGCGACCAGUUCCCAGGAUGGGGUUUUUCCAAAAUGUUGCCUCUUAACAAGCUUAAAGAAGAAGGGUUUCUGGAGAAUAACAAACUGAUAAUUAAUGUAGAAGUGAAAGUAGUUGAAAUUGUUCAUGAAGCAGAGAUAACUGGGAAAGAGAUGUUUGAUAUCAAAGGUUUCAACGUUCUUUAUACUCAGGCUAAGUCAGUGUCAAAGAUUUUCAAGGAGCACCGAGAUAUUGCAGUAGAUUUCAAACCAAAGAACCAAUUGGUGAGGACAGCAUACAUGAAUGUCCUCCUCAACCUUAUUAAGAUACUUAAGAAGCCUCCGGAAACCCUUUCAGAGUCUAAACUAACUAAUGCUCGUAGCGACUUGAGCGAGCUAACAGAAGCAGGCUUUAAGCUAGAUUGGUUAAAGAGAAAGCUUGAGGACGCUUGCUUGGAGAGGAAGAAAGUAGUUGCUGAUGGGGCUCGGGUUCAAGAGCUGGAGGAACGCGUCAAAACUCUCAAAGUUGAACUGGACAACGAGAAGGCCAAGUCUUCUAAAGUAAUGUCGUUGGAGCACAGCGAAAAGGCCAAGUCUUCUAAAGCAGUGUCAGGUCUCAAAGAGAAGGCCAAGUCUCUUAAAGUAUUGUCGUUGGAGCAGACGGUGUCAGAUCUCAUAGUUGAACUGGAUAACGAGAAGACCAAGUCUUCUAAAGUAUUGUUGUUGGAGCAGACGGUCUUAGAUCUUAAAGUUGAACUGGACAAGGAGAGAUCAGCCAAAUCUGGUACAUCUAAAACUGUGUGGUUGAUGGAUGAUGCUUGCUUUUGGAGGCAUAUGGGGAUUCGGGAGAGGAUGGCCGGUUACCGAAAACUAAAAUGA
Messenger RNA from Microthlaspi erraticum, 1131 nucleotides. Lineage: Eukaryota; Viridiplantae; Streptophyta; Magnoliopsida; Brassicales; Brassicaceae. The record is from the annotation of a GenBank genome assembly.